GUGUCCGCGGUUCUUUCCCCAGGACUCUCGGACAACGGGCGGGCGGCAGCGGGUCCGCCGCCCUCGCUUACGGGAUCCGUCCGGCUGGUCAGUGUGUCCGCGGUUCUUUCCCCAGGACUCUCGGACAACGGGCGGGCGGCAGCGGGUCCGCCGCCCUCGCUUACGGGAUCCGUCCGGCUGGUCAGUGUGUCCGCGGUUCUUUCCCCAGGACUCUCGGACAACGGGCGGGCGGCAGCGGGUCCGCCGCCCUCGCUUACGGGAUCCGUCCGGCUGGUGGGUUAUCAGAGCAUCCUUGAAACUAAGAUAGAUUACUAAGCUUGCUGGAACCCAAGCUGAAUGUGAAAACACAUCGUGUCAAGGAUACGUUCAGUGAUAAAAGGGCCUUUGGACUCAUUUAGAAUUGGUCAUCGGCUGAAAGUAUAAAUUUAUGCAAACCCCUUUAAGCAGUGAGACUGGCAAUGGCACAGCAUGAAAACCUGUCUGUGGUGCUCUAUGAAAAGAAUGAUCUGAGACUGGAAUAUCGACCAAUUCCAGAGCCAGAAUCUAAUGAAGUCUUGCUGAAGAUGCAUUCCGUUGGGAUUUGUGGCUCUGAUGUCCAUUAUUGGCAAAAUGGAAGAAUUGGAGAUAAUGUUGUGAGAAAACCUAUGGUACUCGGGCAUGAGGGCUCAGGAACAGUAUUUAAAGUGGGACCUGGAGUACACCAUCUCAAACCAGGUGACAGAGUUGCCAUUGAACCGGGGAUCCCCAGAGAAUAUGAUGAGCAUUGCAGAGCUGGGCGCUACAACCUCUCCCCAACAAUUUUCUUCUGUGCUACUCCACCUGAUAAUGGACACCUUUGUCAAUACCAUACACACAAUGCCAACUAUUGUUAUAAGCUCCCAGAAUCUCUGAGUUUUGAGGAAGGUGCAUUGAUUGAACCUCUUUCUGUUGCAAUUCAUGCCUGCCGCAGAGGAGGAAUAACAAUUGGUAGCAAAGUCUUAAUUUUAGGAGCAGGGACAAUUGGGAUUAUGAAUCUGCUUGUUUCUAAGGCCAUGGGAGCAUCUCAGGUUUUAAUCUGUGAUCUUUUAGAAAGUCGGUUGAAAAAGGCAAAGCAAAUGGGAGCUACGUUCACUAUUGCUGUUGAGAAAAACAUGAGCAGUAAGGAACUGAGCCAAAAAAUAAGAGAUGCAUUUGGUGGAGCUAUGGCUGACACGUCUAUUGAGUGCACUGGGGCAGAGUUAUGUAUCCAAGCAGGUAUCUAUGCAACUAAGUCUGGAGGGGUUUUGGUUCUGGUUGGUAUGGACAAACCUUCAGCAAACAUCCCUGUCUUAGAAGUGGGAAUUCGGGAAAUUGAUAUUCGGGGGGUUUUCAGAUAUUGCAACACGUGGCCGGUGGCAAUUGACAUGCUGGCUUCAAAGGCAAUAGAUGUGAAGCCUGUGGUCACACAUCGCUUUCUCUUGGAAGAAGCUGUCAAAGCUUUCGAAACAACAAAGAAAGGUGUGGGAAUAAAAGUUAUGCUUAAGUGUGAUUCCAGUAACGAGAAUCACUGAGAAUAUUUUUUUGUGUGCACGUGAUUUCAACUGUUAUCACAAGGUUGCAACCAAUGACAGAUUUGACUUUAGGUAAUCCAUUAAAAGGUAAUUUCCUGGAUAAUUUGUACAUACAAAUGAUCUUGUUAGUUGAUCCAGUUUUAAUUAUAUUUGGUUAACAAUCAUAUAAAAUACAUGCAAAGUAAAUCAGGGGUUUGUUACGAGGGAACAGGUUUGCUAAGUGAGACAAGACAAUGAUUAUGAAUAAGCACAUUAACCAUUUAUUUACAGACAAACAGUAAAACAUUCAGUACCACUUCAAGCUCAGCAGGUGCUCCAUUAAGUCUCCCCAAGUUACACAACUAUAAAACUAAACAUUCAACAAACAAACCUUAGCUAAUUGUGUACGUGGGCCUUCCUAUAUGUAUCUGCAGCAUGCCUUCCCAAUGUUUCUUCAGCACUGAUCAUGAUCUCAGUGUGAUGAUGAUACCCUGGAGACAAAGGAAAGCCAGUCAGUCUUUCACAUGUGCUAUUCUUGUACCACUGAGGCGCCUAAAUCUGGUCAGCAGUGCGCAGAAGCAGCUUUUGACCAACUCGUAAACUUACCUUUCAAAUUACAUGGUGUCAGUUACAAUGCUUAUGGCAUUUAUUAAGUGACAUACCAAAAUCCUUUUUCUUUAGCGACCCCUUAGGACAGGGGUGUCAAACUCAUUUUAGGUCACGGGUCAGAUUGAGCAAAAUGCAGCUUCAUGCGGGUCAGAUCAGUCGGACGCGUGUGAACGCAGCUUUCGUUGCCUCCGUUUUUUCAGCCUGCUCUCAUGUGUCUCAGUCUCUGCUAUAACUGCAAAGUGUUUCACUUUACAAAUUCCGUUUCUUAUGGAGAAGACUGCUCAAUAAACACUAAAAACCCUGAAAACCGGGUACCUGAAUAAACUCAGCAUUAGCCAUACCAUAGGCCAGGGGUCGGCAACCCGCGGCUCCGGAGCCGCAUGCGACUC
Molecule: messenger RNA, 2506 nt
Organism: Hypanus sabinus (Atlantic stingray)
Lineage: Eukaryota; Metazoa; Chordata; Chondrichthyes; Myliobatiformes; Dasyatidae
Gene: sord
Product: sorbitol dehydrogenase
Exons: 11
Coding region: 459-1529 (356 amino acids)
Biological process (GO): D-sorbitol catabolic process
Molecular function (GO): L-iditol 2-dehydrogenase (NAD+) activity; zinc ion binding
Source: RefSeq, a predicted model, not a curated record